Podospora anserina S mat+ is the source of this 813-nucleotide messenger RNA. RefSeq lists its product as uncharacterized. Lineage: Eukaryota; Fungi; Ascomycota; Sordariomycetes; Sordariales; Podosporaceae. Bases 1 to 813 code for a protein of 270 amino acids. The transcript has a single exon. The record is from RefSeq and is a predicted model, not a curated record.
AUGAGGGGUAACAAGUCCUUAGCAACACUUAAUUCACUUGUAACUAGAUAUCUUCAAACCUCAAACCAGGGUGAGAAGGAGCCUAGACUUUCAAACAGAAGCCCACCCAUGAAGCAAGGAAAGUUGACAUGGGGGAGCAUUGGGGCAACUGAGCUGGGACUAUUUCUAUAUCAAGAUUGCUUCAUUUCGUCGCUCGAAGAUUUCGGACGGCGCUUGUCACUCACAAGAAUGCACGGAGCCAAUGGCCAAUCGCUCAAUCCUCAAUCUCUGCUGGGCGUGUUAGCUUCAGUCCUAGCCACAAUAUUGGCCCAAGCAAUGUGGUGGCCCGUCAUCCUCGCGGCCAGCGCAGUCAAGUUCGGACCAUGGGCUGGUGGGCACGGUUUCUGUUCCCAGAUGAGGGCCAAAACCAUCUGGAGUGGACUCAAGCCUAAGACAAGCAAUCACUCAUGCCACGCCUGUGAAGCACAAGGUCUUUCACACUCAGGAGCGGCCAUUCCAGCCUCCACGAAAACGCCCAUCCUAAACAGCGAGGGCUUCAAUCUCACCGGCAAGAGAGUUCCAGUUGAACCAGGCGUCGCUGAUGGAUUGACUAGCAGCCCGGGCGGGUGCAGAUGGAGAGUAUCCCAGCUACUUUAUCUGCCAGACAUGCAAAACCACGGUUUGGGGCAGUGUGGGGGAAACCCCGUUCACCAACUCGAACCCUGGGAGAGUUUUGGGGGGAGGAAGAAGAAGGGCAGGAAAGGGGUGACAGGUGCGAACAAAAAGGCCGAGGAAUACAAGAUCGAGAUCCAUCUUGGAGAUGCGGAGGUAUAG